Molecule: messenger RNA, 2944 nt
Organism: Limanda limanda (common dab)
Lineage: Eukaryota; Metazoa; Chordata; Actinopteri; Pleuronectiformes; Pleuronectidae
Gene: dzip1
Product: DAZ interacting zinc finger protein 1
Exons: 17
Coding region: 51-2576 (841 amino acids)
Biological process (GO): cilium assembly
Cellular component (GO): ciliary basal body; cytoplasm
Source: RefSeq, a predicted model, not a curated record
GAACCAGAGAGCAGCAGCAGCCGCUCGUCGAGCCCCUUCUCCCGGCAGAGAUGCCAUUUCUCAACGGCAUCUACUACCCCUACCCCGGUGACCCCCCCGGGACCCACUCCUCCGCCGGGAUCCAGUCCCUCCUGAACUCCCCGAUGACUCCUUCCACCGGCACCUCCACCGCCCCCCCCUUCAGAUUCCGCCCUCGCACGGAGACGGUGGACUGGCGGCGGAUCAACACGGUGGACGUCCACCUGGUGAUGAGCCAGCUGGACAUCGAGGCUCUGCAGGAUCACGUCAGCACAGUGACGUUCUGCAGCCUGGACGGGGAGCGGUGCCAGCAGUGCCGGAGCCCUGUGGACCCGGGUCUGCUCAAGCUCCUGCAGCUGGCGCAGCUCACUGUGGAGUGGCUGCUCCACUGCCAGGAGGUCCUCCAUCUCCACCUGCAAGCGGCGGAGGAGAGGCUGGGGGGGGCGGGCAGGGAGCACAAGCAGCUGCUGGAGGAGAAGGUCGAGCAGGAGGAGAAGGUGAAGGCGCUGAGAGAAGAGCUGGUGCUGAAGGGGAAGGUGGUGAGCGACCUGCAGUCCAAGCUGCUCCUCAGCAGCCACAAGUGUCAAAUUUGUAAAAAAGGCUUCUUGUCUCCCCAAUUCCUCCAAAAUCACAUGCAACGCCGUCAUCCCGAGGACCACGAGAGCCAGCUGCAGUCGGACAGUGAAAAGAAAUCCCAGAUUGAAAUUCUCAAGAUGGAGAUCAGUGGCCUGAAGGAGUUGAACGUUCAACUGCAGCAGAACCUGCAGCUCAAAACAGCUCAGGAGAAGGAGCAGCAGUCCAAGCUCAAAGACCUUGAGAGAGAGCGAGACCGUUUUAAAACUGAGGAGAUGACUCGAAUGGAGAGAAAAAUCGAAGACACCAGGGACGGCAUGCGUAGAGAGAUGGAAUCUAUGUACAACCGGAAUGUUCAGGCUGUCAAUGCAUUGAAUCAGAACCAGAUAUCCAAGCUUGAAACCUCAGCCGACUCUGCUCACGCGCAGACACAAAUCAUCCAAAAGCUGGAGCAGCAGCUGAAGAAGCAGGAAAAAAUGUGGGAUUCCGUGCUGCAAAAAAACAAGGAAAAACACGAGUCUGAAAAGAAUCAGCUGCUGGACGAGCUGAGCAGAAGUCAGUCGUCUGUGUCCAGAGAGCAGGAGCGAAGCCAGCAGCUGCAGCAGGAGAUGAGACGGAAGCUGCAGGAGGCGCAAACCAUCAAGGCUCAGAGGGAGCAGAUAAGAAAUAGUUCCUCAAAUACACCCACCAAAGUAGUGGAAGUACCAGUGGUGGUCAGCGCACCAGCACCAGAGCCCAAACCAAAGAGGGUUGUUCUUGACUGGAGCAGCGCCUCUGAGAGGAGGCCUGAGCCGGUUCCAGAGAAGAAACAGAGUCCGAGCGUGACGGCCAAUGCUCUGAAGAGGAACCCCAGCAUCAAGAAGGAGAUGCGACGAGAGAUCGAGCAGGCCGUCGCAAGGAACCUGGAGGACCUGGGGGUCAAGCCUAAUCAAAGUGGUGUGAAGAACAGGGAUUUCACUUCCCUCAUGGCCAAAGUGCAUUCAAAGCAGGACCAAGUUGCAAAGGUGCUGCCUGGAUACUGGCACUGGCGGGAGAAGCUCAGCCGCAACGUGGAAGAGAAGAUGAGAGAAGCUCCUCCAGAGACUCGGGCUCGAUCCAGACACGCGGUUCAAGGCAGACAGUCCAAGACCCCCCAGCCAGCGGCGAGGGCCAAGAGCACCACCCAACCCAAGACGUCUACACCCAACAGCAAGGCUGCUCUGAGGACCUUCACACUCAAUUCCGAUGAGGACUCUGAAGAGGAGGACACGGAGGAGAAACAGCCCCCGAAACACCAGAGGGGCAGAUCAGCACAGACCAGAAUGAACCGGGCGACCCCGGUCCACAUCAGAGCCGACAAAGCCAUUCCGGUCCAGACCAGGCAGGCCGUUACCAGGCAGACGUUCUCCUCCAGCACCCAGCAGCCGUGGGGGUCAGUGGGGGUGGUGACCAAGACGGCAGUGAAAAAGAUUGAGAGCGAUGAUGAAGAUGAUGAUGAUGAUGAUAAGGAGGAGUGGGCUGAAUUGAGCGAGCUGCAGGAGAUCGACUCCAAACAGCUGCAGGGAUACAGAGACCAGAAUGGCAACUUGGAUAAGAGGAACUUCAAGAGAGAUAAGAAAAUCACUGUCCUGGCCAGAAAGGUGGAGCAGAAGUUUACAGAGAGAACAGCAAAGAGACCAGCAGGGGGCGUCAGCAUUUUGAGAGAGAAGAGAGACGAGGUGCAGGAGCUGAUGUACACAGAUGUCGAGGAGAGCCAGGAUUCGUCGGGCUCCUCCUUAGAGGACCGACAGGAAGUAUCUAAACCAGAUCCGGGCUCUGGACUAAUGAGGAAGAGUCUGGACUCAUCCAGCACCAGCGUGUGGGGAACCUCCACAGGAAAGGCUCCCAGAUCAGCAGGUCUGACUGAAGCCGGGACAGGAAGCACCCUGAAGAGCAGCCUGUGCUCCCUCAGCGACUUCAACGACUCUGAGGAAUCGAGCAAUAAACCCAGUCGACACUACAGCUGAUCAGGUGACGUUACGCUCCGUCCAGCACCGAUGCAAAGACCUCAGUCGCCUCCUCUGACGUCUACAGCCGAUGCCAGAACAGCCAUAUUUUAUACUUCUGCUAGUAGAGACAUGAGCAAUAAUUACCAUCAUCUAGUAAAUAUAACAAUUUCAUAGACUUUUCUUGUUUUAAGUCCCACUUCAUAUCUUGUGCCAAGUGUUUGUUCGCCUCACACCUUUAAAUCCAUCCUGACUCCUCCCACACUCAGUGAGGUAGUGGAUGCGGUUUGUGUAAAAACAUGUGUACAUCAGAUUUUAUAUUGUUCUUCUUGUGUGAAACCAAGCAAUGAGAUGUGGUUUUGUAUUGAAAAUAUUUAUACCAGCAAUAA